GCGGGUAUGGGGAAUCCCUCACGGAAGUCGCCAUGACGGACAGCCUUCCCAAACAUUACAUGUGACACCCUAUCCAACACCAGAAUGGGGUCUGGAGGGAGCAAGACAUCGGCCCCUAAAAAGGCCGAGGACAACAGAGUUCAAUCGAAUGGAUCGUCAAAGCCUGUACAAAACAACAAAACGUCGUUACCUAAACCUGAAACCAAAACAACUUCAAUCAAUAUCUCCUCGAACCCCGACUCUAAAACAAAAUAUGACUCCAAAACGUCUCAGAACAGCGCCUCGUCCAAAACCGACCCCCCAAGAAAUGAAAACAGCAAACCGGGAGACACGUCAGAGACAGCGGGAGCUAAAACUAAAGCAACGCUUGUAAAAUCGAAAAGUAAGCAGAGAUUCCAGAUGGGUGUGAAUAAGACUAUGAUGAAAAUUACGAAGGAGAAAACCAUGCCGCGGAUUAACCUCAACAAGACUGCAACGAGUCCUAUACUGAAUGGUGACGUCAGCGUGCAGGUGCCAUCCACAAGUAAAAUCGUACGGAUAUUUACCAGUAGUACAUUCACAGACACUAUGCACGAGAGAAACACAUGGAUGCGGGAAGCGUAUCCCCAGCUGCGUUCAUACUGCCAGACCCGGGGAUAUGAGUUCCAGGUAGUUGACAUGAGAUGGGGAAUCCGGGACGAUGCGGCCGACGAUCACACGACAUUUGAUCUUUGUAUGACUGAACUACGACUUUGUCAACAACUUUCAACAGGACCGAACUUCAUUUCAUUACUCGCCAACAAGUACGGCUAUCGUAGUCCUCCACGGACUAUUUCUGUGGACGAGUUCCAGGUUCUCUCGGCAGGAGUGAAAAACGAGGAAAUCAAAACUCUUAUUACCAAGUGGUAUCUCCGUGAUGAUAAUGCUGUGCCCCCAGAGUACGUGUUACAGCCCAUCAGCAAAUACAUACCUAACCGACUUAGUCAUGACAAAGACCUACAGAGUGCGGCAAAGGAUGAAUGGAACGAUGACGAAUGUGACAUGCAGGACGCUUUGGAAGAGUCAGCCCGAGCCAAUCUCCCUAAAGAACAGGCGGAGAAAUACUACGUAUCUAUUACAGAGAAGGAGAUACAGAAAGGUUUGCUAGACGUGGCUAACCCUGGCCCGCAUUGCCUAUGGUUCUGGCGUAACAUCGAUGGAAUUGAUGAACUGGACGGCAGCAAGCACAAAGUGUUAAGGAGAUAUAUAGACCUGAGUGGAGAGGAGGAGUACUGGAAGGAAUCCCGUAGACUGCUCCGUAUCCUCGAGGACGAAAAGAUGAAGCAUCAUCUCCCAUCCGAAAAUGUACACCAGAAUACCGUCAGCUGGACUGAAAAAGGUAUCGAUCCCGACAACGCUGAACACAAGCAGUAUCUGAAGACUAUGACAGAUACCUUCAUUAAAGAGAUGAUCGAAUUAAUAGAACGUGGGAUAAAACAACGGUCCGACAGGGAAUUGAGCGAUCCAGUAAUGCUUGAAUGCUGUCAGCACAUUCGUUUCUGUCAGCAGAAGUGCGAGAAUUUCUGUGGAAGAGUGGCGUCCUUAGAAAAAAUCAAGACGUACAUCACAUCUGAAAGCACAACGAAACCACUUAUUAUCCACGGGGCCUCUGGGUGUGGUAAAACGUCCUUAAUGGCCAUGGCAGCCAAGCUUGUUCCUUCGUGGAUGUCCAAAACACAACCAGCAGUCGUCCUAAGGUUUAUCGGAACAACGCCUGACAGUUCCAAUAUAAACGGUCUGCUCAUCUCUAUCAUCAAUCAGAUAAAGACUAUCUACAACCAGGCUUCACAUAAUCCAGAGAGCCUUCAGGAACUAUCAAAGGAACUGGAAUAUGUACUGAAUUUUGCCAAACCCGCGAAACCUCUUAUUGUUCUUCUGGAUUCCUUAGAUCAGAUCGACAUCUCCUACAAUGCCAGGAGUCUUUUCUGGUUACCACGGACCAUCAAGAAAUAUGUCAAAGUGAUAGUAUCGACACUCGAGGAUGAGGAGUUCGAAUGCUUUCCUAAGCUUAAGGCUAUGUUCAAAGAUGAAGAGGACUUUUGGCUUGUGCCAGAGCUGAAAGCCACCGAUGCCGAAGGUAUUAUUCAGCAAUGGCUUAAAUCCCGAAACAGGACACUCACCUCGCCACAGCUAGAGAUACUCAACAAAAGUGUCUACCACUGCCCACUUCCACUGUUUCUUAAACUGUCGUUUGAAAAUGCUCAGGGAUGGCACUCGUACUGGGACAAAAGCGAAACUGUUCUACAGAAGACAAUUAGGAGUAGCAUCGAUAAUCUCUUUACUAAACUGGAGACAAAACACGGGGAAAUAUUCGUAUCAAGAACCCUAGGUUACUUGACAGCUUCGAAGAACGGUCUGUCGGAGUCGGAGUUAGAAGACGUGUUGUCAUGCGAUGAGGACGUACUCAAUGACGUAUAUCAGUUUUGGGUUCCUCCUGUCAGGCGGUUACCUCCCCUGCUAUUGGUCCGGCUUAAAGCGGAAAUACAACAGUAUAUAGUUGAGAGAGGGUCCGAUGGAAUACGUGUGUUGUAUUGGUACCACCGACAGUUUAUAGAGGCUGCUAGAGCCAGGUACUGUAAGGCAAGCGUGAGCGUCAUGAUCAACAAAGGUCUAGCAGACUUCUUCGACGGGAAAUGGGCCGACGGAAAGAAAAAGCCAUACGUGGACAAGAAAAAAAAGUCUGGAGAGAGUGACCGACACGUUUCAAGUCAACCACUUAUCCAUGGAAACUCGUAUAAUCAGCGCAGACUGAAUAAUUCUCCCUACCAUAGGACUAAGGUCGACGUCCUGGAACUCAAAAAAGAAUGUCUUAUGAACUACGAAUUUUUACAGGCAAAAGUUGUGGCUUCUUCAGUAAGACCCAUCCUUGAUGAUUUCGCCUUUGCACGGAAAUUGUAUCCAAAAGACCGUGACCUGGAGAGUGUAGGAGCAGCAAUUGAGAUGUCCCAGGGGGCACUGCUAUAUGACCCAUUUCAGCUAGCUCCACAGCUCCUGGAUAGAUUGGCAGGAGAACAGCUCUCCAUAGACCUUCUGCGACAGUGUGGGAGUUGUAGUGUGCCUUUCCUCGUCCCAGACCAGGAAGUCCUUAUGAAGCCAGGUGGCCAACUGAUCUAUUGUCUGAGCGGACAUCAGGGCCCUGUCCUAUCAGUGGACAUCAGACAAGAUGGAAAAGUUGCCGUAUCUUGUUCUGAUGACGACGAAGAUUCUGUUAAAACUUGGGAUUUAAUAGAUGGAAAACUUCUCAAGUCGUAUGAUGGUAUCAAGCUGAAUCCUUGUCAGGUCCGUUAUGUAUGCAAUGACAAGUAUGUCCUCGUAGAUUAUGCCGACGAUUACAUCGCGUUACAAGAGUCGGGCGAGGUUGCCUUCUCCAUAGAUAACAUUGGCGGUCAGUCCGCGGUCGGAGGCAAGAAUAAAACACUACUGGCCACCUUCUGUGAUAAUACUGUUGAUGUUUACAAAAUGGAAAAUGGCGAAUGUGUGACAACGGUGGAGAUUUCAGAAUCUAAGCUGAUGUUUUGUUUGGACAUGCCAAGCGCAAUUGCAGCCUCUGAAAACUACGUGGUCCUGACUGACAGUGACCAGCAUUUCUUCACUGUAUACAACUUCCCGAAGCGAUCCCUCAGUAACUGGGUACAGGUGUUCAGUACUGAACGGAUUUCCGGUCAACCGGAUCUCACCAUAGACGCAAUAGUAAUCAUACCGGACGAGAACAGAUUCAUUCUCUCUAACGUUCGUGACAACGAUCUUCAUAUUUACGACAUGAAAUCAUUGGACAAACUUAAAACAAUCAAAGGUUUCCGAAUGGACUUUGCCCAGAACUAUAGGAUCACAGCUACCGGUAACUUCCUUUACUUUCCUGGGGAGGUCGAUGUUGUUGUUUGGAACCUCAAAAAAGAGCAGCGGUCAGCUAUUCUUCCACAUCCAGUUCCGUUGCGUAACGUCAUUUGUUGGGGAUGGAAAACCAUGGUAACAGCGACAGACGACACGACAGUUCGAGUGUGGGAUCUAGAGAGGAAGGAGAAAGAGACCAAAAACCAAAGUUUGGUUCUCGGUCACAUCAUACGAUACUUUGUUCCUAUGAACAACCCACGUUAUGCUGUUGUCAUGGCACAGACAGACAGAACGGACACUGAGAGUGUCUGUCUGCAGGUUUAUGAUAUCCAAGCAAAGAAAGUCGUCCGUGAGGGAACGCCGAACGCACCUCCAGGUGUGAUUAAGGUCCUUAACGACAAACGUAUUGCCGUAGUAACAAGUUCCAGAAAAAUCAAGACAAUCAGCCUGGACACGAUGACCGUAGAUAAAGUGUUUGAUGGCGACGUGUCACCCUACACUGUGGACAUCCAUGUCAAAUCUGACGGAUCAGAAAUCUUAACUCACACAAGAGGAAGGCAGCGAUUUAAAUUGUAUAACGCCUCUACGGGAGAGAUAAAAGCAAUUAUCGAAAGACCAGCCGACGUCAAAAGAGAUAAGAAGAGUCCAUUUGAGGAAACAUUUUACGUCAACAGAGAUUGGACAGUGCUGGUCGGACGAAUAUCUGGAGGACCGUGGCUCGUGUUUGAUGUUCCAACAUUACAGUGUCUUAAAACAAUCUCUCUCAAAGAGUACAAUUAUAGCGAUAUGGACAUAGAGAAGGCAGUUCUCUCUGACGACGGACACACGUUUGCAUUUGGAGUGAAUUCCUAUAUUGAAAGUCCUGGAUCGACCAAAGAAAAAUACAAAUUAGCAUCAUUUGUCAUUUGGAACGUGAAUGAAAAAAAGCGGAUAACCCUCUGCGAGGACAGUGAGUACCAGCAACAAUACUUUGAAGUGGCAAACAGGAAGGGAGUGGAUGUGUCGGUUGACGAAAUGCACGUGCUGGACGCAGGCAGGCUCCUUACAGUACACGAUGAUUUCAUCCUCAGAGUGUGGGACAGAAAAACAGGAGAACUAUUAAAGCGAUUGGAAGGACACCAUAGUGCUGUGCAAGUGUUUCUGAGGGAGGACGGUCCGUAUUUCUUUUCAUAUGCAACAUACGAAGAGGAAAAUGCUAUUCGAGUUUGGGAUAAAUCUACAUUAGACUGUUUAGCGAGCUACAAACUAGAUAAUACGGUGGUAUCGACAAGAAUGUGUGAAGAUGGCAAGCAGUUCAUAACAUCCACCAGAAGUCCGAAUGCUCGCCUUGUCCACUGGAGAGUAGAAGGGGUGGAUAACUCAACUAGCCUUGCUUCCUGCCCUAUGCUGUUUAAAGGAUCGGUUUCCAAUUCAUCCCUGGCCCUUGAAGUUGAAGACGACUACUUGAUUAAUGAAAAUGAUUUGGACACUGAUGAAGAAGAAAGUGAUGACGACAAUUGAGUUCACCACGUGAUGAGAUGAUCGUUAUGGUCGCUACAAAAUAUACAUACAAUCGUAUGAUGGAGGACAUGGUGCCCUCCGUAGAAUAUCUUCGUUGUUUGCCCGUAAUGGAGAGACUUGGUAUUAGGUGGUGAAUCCCAGUGAUACGAAUGUGGGAUAUGUGUGAUGCUGGACAUCACUUUGUACUGUCUCCCUAAAACCAGUAUUGAUAACAGUUCAGUUACUAUGAAAUGACUCUCGGGUGAAAUGGAAUCGCUCCACGUGAUCUUCUUUAGUAUGAAUAUGUAUUUAUAUCUUUGUAUAACAAUUGUUGAACAAGUUAUAUCAGCUAAUAUGAAUGAUUAUUGUUUGAAGUAUGGUAGCACAAAUCCGAUGUUGAUAUUGGAGGAGACUGGAGUAUCCGGAAAAAUGUUCAACUGACUUCAAUAAUUACAUAUAGGAAUGCUUUGCCUUUACAUGCAUCUACCCGAAUGCAAUCGAACAAUUAACAGCAGUAACAUUGAAAGGUGUCCUUAGCUGUGACUAUUAGUAAUCAUACAAUGUAUAUUCCGCUAUUGUGUUCGGUACAUGCACGAAAGAAUGUAAUGAAAUGCAAUGCGGUCCCAGGAUGGCGGCUAUAUAUCUCUACAAAAUAUGCCCUUAAAAUUUUACGAGUUCAUCAGAUUUGUGCCGGCACAACUGAUACUAACGGAGUAACGAGCAAUUAACAGUGUAAAAUGAAUAGAUUCAUGAAGUCAUUCCAUGUGGAUGUUUGUUCCAAUAGCGACUAUCCUUUGUUCUAUUGUAAUGUGAUCCAGUCAAAGAGUUAUACUAGAAAUAAAACUAUAGUGGCAUUCUUCAGUGCAGCAUGUCAUAAAUUGUAUGUUACUGAUAAAUAAUCAUUUUGAAAAUUUAAAUACUCAUGGUCACACAUUCUCCAUAUAGAUGUAUAUUUGUAUAUACCGGUAUAAAGCGUAGAUAAUGAUAAUAAACUGUAUUCCAAGUCUCACAUGACACGGCGCAUGUGUUGAAGGUGGUCUUGGUAAGUAGUUAUUGAUAUUUCCGAUAGAAUAUCUUGUGAUUGGGACAGAGUCACGUCCUCAGGAAGCAAUUACCUUUUUUCGUUCAUACUACAUGCAUUUUAUUUACGCAAGGUCAAGUUAUUCGAAUAAUGAUCAAGUUGAUGUCAACUCACAAAAAAACUCAAAACGUCCCAUAUGUUGUUUUUCCCAAAUGUCCAAAAUGUGAUGCUUAACAUAUCGUGUAGUUAUAAAGUAUGCGUGACAGCUUAAUAAUCUUACCACUAGAGUUGAUAUUCCUCUGUCCCCUUCCAAAGGGGUAAAUUAUGGUUCUGUUACAUUGGUUUACCUCAUAUUAUCUACCAUUGGUGAUGCAUGUAGCAAAAUGUUGACGUGAUCGAAUCGUCGACAUGACGUUAUUGUACAUUUGCACGUGUUACCUGUGAUAUCCGAGGGAAUGACAGGGAAAUCUUAAACAGGUAAAACAUUUGACUAAUCUAUCAAUGAAAGGAGAUUAUCAUACCAUGUGCUAGUAUUUAUGUAUUGAACAUAUUUAUUGAAUAUUGACUGCUGUUAACUCGCAUUUGUGAUAAGCCGAGUGUUUCCUGUCAGUAUAUACAAUACUUGAUUGGCCGAGUGUUUCUUGUCAGUAUAUACGAUACUUGAUUGGCCGAGUGUUUCUUGUCAGUAUAUACAAUACUUGAUUAGCCUAGUGCUUCUUAUCAGUAAAAAUAGUAUUGCAUAUUACAUCUCUAUAUGAUUAGUUGUUGAUAAAUGAAAUUAUUUGUGUACAAAGUAAUAAAAAAUCACAAUUUAUUCUGUAACACCCACCUCGCUGUGGCGAAUAAUAUUAGAAGUAUAUCCGUCCUUAUAAUUGGUCAGUACCACUUAGUAACAUCUGGUUCCAUGUAAUGAUUACUGAUCGAUGGUAUUUGUUUCUUCAUUACGAGACUAGCGUUGAUGCCAUAUGGUGUUAGAAUAUUUUUCAUUGUUUCAAGUUGCUUACUCUUUUAUAAACGAAAACUAAAGAGUCACAAUGCUGAUCGUGCAUACCAUUUCGCUUUAUGCAUAAUAAAGAUCUGGAAACUAGUAGAUGUGAUUCAGAUGUUAAGUACACGCAAAGGAUACCAUGUCCGUUAUGUUACUGAGACAUUUAGAAACAAGAUCUAUAUAUGUACGUGUAACCUUGAAAAUAUUUAAAUUGUCUUUAUACAACACACGUUGCCUUUUCAAUGUCAUACUCAUCACUGAUACUAGAAAUCACUUGUGUAUACUACAUGUACUACUCUUCUCUAUGAUACAGCAUUUCACCCAUAUAAUGUAGAUGUUUAGAUAUGGUAAAUUCCACUAGAUUGCACCUUUAUCAAAAUAAAGUAAACUUUCCGUACAUAUGUGUACAAACAUACUAUUUAUUUAUUUUAUAGUAAUAUAUUAUUUUUUUUUACAAUCGUUUUUGUAACCGAUAAAAAGGGAAAAUAAAAUAUUUUUUCAGUCGU
Pecten maximus is the source of this 7843-nucleotide messenger RNA. Its product is annotated as NACHT domain- and WD repeat-containing protein 1-like. Gene Ontology annotation, molecular function: protein binding. NCBI's taxonomy places the organism in Eukaryota, Metazoa, Mollusca, Bivalvia, Pectinida, Pectinidae. The record is from RefSeq and is a predicted model, not a curated record. The transcript has 28 exons. Bases 85 to 5349 code for a protein of 1754 amino acids.